Molecule: messenger RNA, 514 nt
Organism: Gadus macrocephalus (Pacific cod)
Lineage: Eukaryota; Metazoa; Chordata; Actinopteri; Gadiformes; Gadidae
Gene: lsm8
Product: LSM8 homolog, U6 small nuclear RNA associated
Exons: 4
Coding region: 132-422 (96 amino acids)
Biological process (GO): mRNA splicing, via spliceosome
Cellular component (GO): precatalytic spliceosome; U4/U6 x U5 tri-snRNP complex; U6 snRNP
Molecular function (GO): RNA binding
Source: RefSeq, a predicted model, not a curated record
CCGCUCGGUGAUCGACUAGUCUUGUCGGUAACCCGCAGCUUCUUACAGUGUUAGCGGCGUUAGCAUCCCUGCAGUCUCUACUUAUACAGAACUACUUGCUACUAUCAACAACUGCCGCCCUCAGACUCGACAUGUCCACAGCGCUGGAGACCUACAUCAACCGGACCGUCGCCAUUGUGACCUCGGACGGCAGGAUGAUCGUGGGCACGCUGAAGGGUUUUGACCAGACCAUCAACCUGAUCCUGGAUGAGAGCCAUGAGCGUGUGUUCAGCUCCUCUCAGGGGGUGGAGCAGGUGGUGCUGGGGCUCUACAUCGUCAGGGGCGACAACGUGGCGGUGAUCGGAGAGGUGGAUGAGGAGACGGACUCUACAUUGGACCUCGGCAACAUAAGGGCUGAGCCACUCAACUCCGUGGCCCAUUGACCCCCCCCCCCUUUAACCUUUGACCUCUCCUGAGGUGUGUAUGUGUGUGUGUUUUUGAAUGUUUUCUUUUAUAAAUAAAGUUGAGGAUUUGA